Daphnia pulex (common water flea) is the source of this 2678-nucleotide messenger RNA. RefSeq names its product glycoprotein endo-alpha-1,2-mannosidase-like. Gene Ontology annotation, molecular function: alpha-mannosidase activity. Gene Ontology annotation, cellular component: Golgi apparatus. The transcript is spliced from 12 exons. Bases 933 to 2444 code for a protein of 503 amino acids. The record is from RefSeq and is a predicted model, not a curated record. NCBI's taxonomy places the organism in Eukaryota, Metazoa, Arthropoda, Branchiopoda, Diplostraca, Daphniidae.
ACACAGUCUGCAUCAGAUAUUUGGCAUAAAGAUUCUUCUGUGCAACAUGCAGAUAAUGCAGUUUUAUUGUCCCAUGAAACACAUGUAUUCUAUUACCCGUGGUAUGGAAAUCCAGAAGAUGAUUCAGUAUAUCUGCACUGGAAUCACGAGUACAUCCCAAACUGGGACAAACAAGACACCAAUAUUUAUCCUGUCGGAAAGCAUUCACCUCCAGAUGAUAUAGGUGCAAAUUUUUAUCCCCUGUUGGGUUGUUACAGUUCCAAAAAUCCUGCAACUGUGGCCCAGCAUAUGAAGUGGAUAAGGCAAUCAGGAAUAGGAGUACUUGUUAUUUCCUGGUAUCCACCUGACUUGAGUGACAAAGAAGGAAAGCCAUUUGACCAACUUUUCCCAAUGUUUUUGGACUUUGCCAGAAUUUAUGGGCUGAAAAUUUCUUUUCACAUUGAGCCUUAUGAAGGAAGAACUCCUGAAAAUUUACGCAAAAACAUUGAGUACAUUAUAAACAAAUAUGGCAAUCACUCUGCCUUGUACAAAAUGCAAAAAUCUCGUUCAAAGAAACCUCUACCAGUUUUUUACGUAUACGACUCGUAUCUCAACUCUCCCAAUAGCUGGAGUUCCGUGCUGAGUAUUGGCGGGAAGGAGUCCAUCAGAAAUUCGGAUAUGGACGCUAUCUUCCUCGGACUAGUCGUCGAACUUCGUCACAAGUGUACCGACUGACCAACUAUUCCGUUCGAUCGAUUGACAAGAUACAAUUCCUCUUCUUUCUGCUUGCCCCCCUUCAACCUUCUUGUUUGAGUUCGAGCAUAAAAAGGCGCUCAUCAUCCCUUUGGUGUCAGUGUUGAGCCGAGAACGGCGAUAACAAGUCAUUCUUUGAACAGGUCCUAGCUCCAGACAUUUGCAACUGUACAACUGCAGCAUUCAUACAAGAACAAGCAAUGAAGGCAACGGCUUUAUUACCUCUUUUGGUGGCAGCCGUUAUUGCUGCCCCUCAGUACGGUCAACCUCCUCAAGUUGGCCAAACUGUUAAAAUCACCAAGCAGCAGUGGAACUCGUUGAACCCAUACGGAGCCUCAAGUGCUUACCCGGCCAAUGAACGUCCACAGAUUGACGCCAUUCAAAAGCAAUGGGAGCGCUUCUACGAGUACUUGCCCUGGCUCAAGGGUCCUGCCGGAAGAGAUGGAUCGCCAGGAGAGAAGGGGGCUCCCGGAAAUGACGGAAAAGAUGGCGCUGACGGCAAAAAUGGAGCCGACGGAAAAGAUGGACUGGAUGGCAAGGACGGAAGAGACGGAAUCGACGGAAAAGAUGCCAUUUACACCGACGACUACGGAACGAAAAUCGUGGCCGGUCCGCCCGGAGCUCCUGGAGAACCGGGAGCUCCUGGAGAAAAGGGAGACAAGGGAGACGCUGGUGAGCCAGGUAUUCCCGGUGAAGAUGGGAAACCAGGGGCUGAUGGAAGUCCAGGAUACGACGGCGCUCCCGGUGAGAAAGGUCCAGCUGGCCCGCCCGGCUUUGACGGAGCACCCGGAAAUGACGGAAAAGAUGGUGCUCCAGGAGAAAAAGGAGAUAAUGGUUCUAAUGGCAGUCCUGGCCUUACCGGCGCUCCAGGCCUUCCCGGCAAAAACGGCUACCCCGGCGGUCCUGGACCUGUCGGACCGAAAGGCGAAACUGGCCCACCUGGCGUUGCUGUCGCAUCCAACAUUGCUGGACCUCCAGGUGUACCAGGUUACCCAGGCAAAGACGGAAAGCCAGGUUACAACGGCGGCCCUGGACCCGUUGGGGCGCCUGGACUUCAAGGACCUCAAGGUUUACCAGGAAAAACAGGGGCGACCGGUUUUCCUGGAUUCCCUGGAGCUAAAGGCGAAGCCGGUAAACCGGGCUAUGCUGGCGCGCCUGGAAAAGAUGGAUUUCCUGGCGCUCCUAGCAAGGUUCCUGGUCCUCCUGGGCCUCAGGGACCGAUAGGCCCACCCGGCUACAACGGCGGACCAGGAAAAGACGGUCUUCCAGGCGGUCCAGGUUACCCAGGCAAAGACGGAAAGCCGGGACCUCCAGGAUACACGGGCGCACCAGGAUUGAAUGGCAAACCCGGAAAGGAUGGUCUUCCCGGCGCAGUUGGAAGUCCAGGCUACCCCGGUGGUCCAGGCCCCGUCGGCCCACAAGGAAAGCCCGGCGCUCCGGGCUACCCCGGCGGCCCUGGGCCAAUCGGGCCCAUCGGGCCUGUUGGCUAUCCGGGUAAAGAUGGUUAUCCAGGCAAGCCAGGCCCUGUUGGCGCUCCUGGGCCAGUAGGCGCUCCUGGACUGGUGACAACUUAUACGAAGGAAUACGCUCCGCAAGUAGCUCCUUACAACCCGCCGUCUUAUGAGCCGGCAGCUCCUAGAUACCCACCUCAACCGAUUUACGAGCAGCCGAUAAUCUAUCAAGACGGGCCUCAAACUGCUUACGGUCGAUGAACGCCGUGCAACACAUUGGCAAGCUUCAUUUCCUAGUUGAUGGCUGAGCCAACCAGUUUUUGAAUGAACUUGAUUUAGGCAUACGACACCCUUACCUUUCCAGCUCGUCAAUGCCUAAAUGUAGCUCUUUAUACUUUUUUGUUGUUGUUGUUAUAUGCCCGUGUGCGGCGUUCAUGUGACGUGACGUCUGUCAUGCCUGGCACUAGGCUGUGAAUACAAUACCCAUGAACUAAA